AUGUCUCACCAGAAAAAGCAACCCACUCCCACGCCCCCAGUGGGCUGCGGGAAGACCGGCGGCGGCGGUGGCGGCGGCGGUUCUGUAGGCGGCGGCUGCGGCGGAGGCAGCGGCUCUGGGGGCUGUGAUGGCGGCUCCGGAGGGGGCGUCAAAUACUCCGGGGGCGGCGGCUACUCCGGCGGCGGCAGCUCCAGCUGCGGCGGGGGCGGAUCCGGAGGGAGCAUCAAGUACUCUGGGGGCGGUGGCUCCUCCGGGGGCGGCUCCUCCGGGGGCGGCUCCAGCUGCGGAGGCGGCUACUCCGGGGGCGGUGGCGGCUCCUACUCGGGCCAGCAGGUUCCGUGCCAGAGCUACGGAGGAGGCUCCUCCGGGGGCGGCUCCUCCGGCGGCGGCCUGGGCUGCGGCGGCGGCGGCGGCUACACCGGCGGCAGCUCCAGCUGCGGCGGCGGUGGCUCGGGCUACUCCUUGCAGCAGACCACCCAGACCCCCUGCGUGCCCCUGCAGAGCUACGGCGGGGGGUCGUCUGGAGGCGGCAACUGCGGAGGCGGCUCCUCCGGGGGCGGCUCCGGCUGCUUCUCCAGCGGCGGCGGCUCCUCCGGGGGCGGCUCCGGCUGCUUCUCCAGCGGUGGUGGUGGCAGCGGCUCUGGCUGUGGGGGUGGCUCCGACGGUGGCAAAGGCGUCCCGGUCUACAACCAGACCCAGCAGAAGCAGGCGCCUACCUGGCCUUGCAAAUAA
Molecule: messenger RNA, 732 nt
Organism: Loxodonta africana (African savanna elephant)
Lineage: Eukaryota; Metazoa; Chordata; Mammalia; Proboscidea; Elephantidae
Gene: LORICRIN
Product: loricrin cornified envelope precursor protein
Exons: 1
Coding region: 1-732 (243 amino acids)
Cellular component (GO): cornified envelope
Molecular function (GO): structural constituent of skin epidermis
Source: RefSeq, a predicted model, not a curated record